AUGUCUGACUGGGGACCGGUGUUUAUUGCGGUGGUGCUGUUCGUGCUGUUGUCGCCGGGUCUGCUGUUCCAGGUUCCUGGGCGGCAUGGAUGCGUGGAGUUUGGGAGCUUUCACACGAGCGGCGCGGCCAUAAUGGUUCACUCCCUCCUUUACUUUGCUCUCAUUUGCGUCUUCGUGCUGGCCAUCAAGGUCCACUUUUACCUUGGUUAAGUACUAGCUAGCCAGUUACUUAACCAAACAAUUCAAGAUGGGAGAACAAAAUGUAGUAGUCUUA
Messenger RNA from Argentina anserina (silverweed cinquefoil), 274 nucleotides. RefSeq lists its product as uncharacterized. The record is from RefSeq and is a predicted model, not a curated record. The transcript has a single exon. NCBI's taxonomy places the organism in Eukaryota, Viridiplantae, Streptophyta, Magnoliopsida, Rosales, Rosaceae. The coding region runs from base 1 to 210 and encodes 69 amino acids.